AAAUCAGAAGAAAAAGAUCAAGUCUUGUCUUGUUUCUAGGUCAACACCUGAACAGCUGUGUUGUUUUGCCAUGACUGAAUUUUUAACUCAAAUCUCUAAAAGCCCAUUUUAAAGUUCUGUAUAUUGAUACGGCGAUACAUUCAAAGUUGGAGCGAGCUUUUUCUACAUCAGGAAAAUUUCAGAUGUUAAUGUCGUGAUUCCUCAUUUAGAAUGAAUUAUACAGAACCUCGAUUAAGUUUCUUGGAUGCCGCCCUGAAAUCAAGGCCGAUUGCUCUUAUUGCUUUCGAGAGUGUAAUCUUUGCAAUGUUGGAAGUAAUCACACUUAUAGGCAAUUUCAUGACUAUGUAUCUUAUCUUUAAACGGUCAGGCCUACGUGGGACUCCUACCAACCUCUUGAUUGCAUCGUUAGCGGUCUCUGACUUUACCAUGGGAGCAUUCUCAAUGCAUUUAUUGGUAACUGUUUUGAUAACUUCAAAAUGGCCUUUUGGCAAUGGUAUCUGCCAGUAUCAAGGUUUUAUAUCAAUUGUUCUUGCAGCAGCUUCGACGCAAACUUUAGCAUGGACUGCCAUCAAUCGCUACUUUAGGGUUGUCAAGUCUACUCACUAUAUUCGACUUUUUAGCCUGGACAAAACCAAGCUGAUAAUGUGUCAAAUCUGGAUCGCGUCGCUGAUAGCCCCUUUACCUUAUCUCUUGGCGGGUUACCAGUUUGUCUUCCAUCCUGGAAAGUUCUUUUGUUAUCUUGACAUCGAUAUUAGUUGGUUCACAGCUGUGUUAGUGGUGGUCUACGUGGGUCUACCCUCAACCACCAUCUUUUUCUGUUACUUCAAAGUUUAUCAAAUGGUUCGCAGGCACAACAGCCGACUGUCGCAGUAUCGCUCAGGCGCUUCUGGAGGAAUUAAGAUGACUAAUGAAGAGAUACGAACCACUCAUACUUUAUUUGUUAUCGUUAUUGUAUUCAUUGCAUGUUGGACGCCAGUUCUAAUCAUCGACAUUAUAGAUACUAUUGACGGGAAAUGGUCACUUCCUCGUGCAGCAUACACCUUGUAUACUUUCCUCGCGACCAUUAGCAACGCAAUAAAUCCUUUCAUUUAUGGACUCAUGAAUCCGACGCUAAGAGGAGGGUACUUAGAUCUACUCCAGUUUAUGCGCCGGAAACCUGGAGGUAAAAAGUACAAAUUGAGAGGAGAAAGAAAAAGACUUCCAGUACGAAAUUGCAACACUGUUAAAGGACUGAUGAACGAGUUAACCACCUUGAAAUCCUAGUGUUAUCAGAUUGUCGGCCAGGCUAAAAAAAUGAAAGAACACGUAAAUUAUUAUUCUUUCAAUCUUCCAUUGGUACUUUUCUCUUUCCUCGUGGUUAAUUUUAACAUUUAUUUCUUUUAUGGAAGAAUAAUGCAUCCCUAGAACCAGAUAUAAUAAAAAUUCUGAAACAUUUGAGGGUUUUAACAGCCACAUCGAAAUAGACUGAAAAUCAAGGAGGAAAAAACUACUAUUUUCACUUAUUUGAAAGGAGAAAAUUAGGAUACUAGUAUUUAGUUUUUUUUUGUUUUGAUCAGUUUUGAUGAAUAAAUAAUUUGGUGGAUAAAAAUUCAAGGUUUUGCAAAAAAAUUUUCAAGUUCACUCCAGAAAAGCACUUGAAUGUUGUCGGAUAUGAAUAUAUUAGUGGCAGCGAGAGAGAUGACAGUAUCAACAUUAUACGAUCUUUUUGAUUCAUUAAGAUACUUUGAAACACUGGAAAUUUCUAUAAUAUUUCAGCCUUUUCAGUGAUUUUCCAUGUAAAAAAGCGUUGUUAUGAUCUAUAUUGACAAUCAAUUUAAAUUCUCAGUGGGUUUAAAAAUCAUUAUUUUGCGUUUAUGAAUAAGGUAAUAUCAAUCUCUAAAUAUAUAACCAACAGUAGCGGUGUACAUAGCUGUGUCCAUAGUAAAUAAAACUGUACAAAUAUACACACUGUAAGUACGCAUGCGUAAUGACAUGACAUAAAUUGAUCGAGGUUAUUUACCGUCCAGAAAGUCCGGAUAGAAAAACCCUGUGCCCGAAGUCUUGCUGUUGUUGUUGUUGUUGUCGUCGUCGUUUUUGUUGUUGUUGUU
Messenger RNA from Actinia tenebrosa (Australian red waratah sea anemone), 2087 nucleotides. Its product is annotated as melatonin receptor type 1B-B-like. Gene Ontology annotation, biological process: G protein-coupled receptor signaling pathway. Gene Ontology annotation, cellular component: membrane. The record is from RefSeq and is a predicted model, not a curated record. Gene Ontology annotation, molecular function: G protein-coupled receptor activity. Lineage: Eukaryota; Metazoa; Cnidaria; Anthozoa; Actiniaria; Actiniidae.